Molecule: messenger RNA, 1022 nt
Organism: Pygocentrus nattereri (red-bellied piranha)
Lineage: Eukaryota; Metazoa; Chordata; Actinopteri; Characiformes; Serrasalmidae
Gene: tmem18
Product: transmembrane protein 18
Exons: 5
Coding region: 184-642 (152 amino acids)
Cellular component (GO): nuclear membrane
Source: RefSeq, a predicted model, not a curated record
AAGGGAAUCUUAUAGACAGUUGUUUGUUGCCUGAUGUUUGCGCACGUUUCUGCGAUUUUGUCUCACGCACUCUUAUUUUGAAGUCUCACUUUUCCUCGUAGGAGACGUGACGAAUACGGACAAUUGUUGAUAAUAUGGUUUACCGUCAGCUUUGCUAACUCAAACGUGUCGGUAUUCCGCAAAAUGAGCGCACAAAAAGCAAAGAACAUCAGCGCCGUUCCCAUAGAUGGCUUCAGCAAUAUACGGAUUACAUCUACGUGGACUUUCCUACAGUCUGUUGAUUGGUCAGAACCAUGGCUCAUUGGCCUGCUGGUGUUUCACUUCUUAUGUUUUGCCUUUACUAUUUUCACCUGCAAGUACUACAGACUACAGAUCUUCCAUUUUCUCUUAAUGGUAACCAUGGUGUAUAGUGCAGAGUAUCUGAAUGAAGUGGCAGCCAUGAACUGGAGGUCAUUUUCAAAGUUCCAGUACUUUGACUCCAAGGGAAUGUUCAUAUCGUUGGUGUAUUCAGUGCCAUUGUUGCUCAACACUGUCAUCAUAGUGGCUGUGUGGGUGAAGAGGACAUUCUCAACAAUGACGGAGCUGAAGACGCUACAGUUGAAGAGAAAAGCAGCCAGAGAAAACUCAAAGAAAACCCAGUAAAGGGAGAGUUGGGUGGUAAUACUAUAGACUGUACCAGAAAAGGGACCAUGCUUUUCUUGACCCAGGAUGGUGCAGGGGACCAGUAAUACUCUUCAUUUUAAGAAUAAGUAAAGAACCUCAGCACACUUCAGUAGACAAUGAUGACAUGAUGGCAAGUGGUUGCAGAAGAAAGUCAUAAGAACCAUCAACAGGGGCAAAGUAGAUAAAACUACUAUAUAGGUUUUAUGAAAAAGGAUAGCUCAUAUUGUAUCAACAACCAUAAUUAUCUGUUUUUUGUUCUGUUUCUGCUUCUGACACCGUUCUGUUGGUCUGUGUGCAUGGAAAAUGUAAAUUGUAUGUUUCUGUUAAUAAAUGCAUUGUGGUGUUUUAUGAAAAAGCCA